AUGGGUGUAGCUCUGCAGAUGUUCGCUAUGGCGAACGCUGCGUCGCUUCUCCUCCAAUGGUACGCGCCACAGUACUCAUUUGGCACCAUCAAGACAGCUCUGCUACUGUUCCUUGCCCAGUUCUUCGGUUAUCAGCUUUAUAACAUAUUGCUCUAUCCACGCUUCGUAAGCCCGCUGCGACACCUACCACAAGCUCCAAAUCCACAUUGGCUAUGGGGCCAAACAGGACGCAUCAUGAAAGAGCCCUCGGGUGUGCCGAUGCGUACCUGGACCGAAAAUGUGACCAACAACGGCCUGAUUAGCUAUUCAGUCUGGUUCCGGGAGAGAGUUCUCGUUACUACGCCAGCUGCCUUGGGAGAGGUUCUAGUCACGAAGAACUACGAUUUUGUCAAGCCGCCGCAGUUUCGUAACGGGCUGGGAAAGAUUUUGGGCAUCGGUAUUUUGCUUGCUGAGGGCGAUGAGCACAAGCUACAGCGGAAGAACCUUAUGCCAGCAUUUGCCUUCAGGCACGUAAAGGACAUUUAUCCCGUGUUCUGGAACAAGUCCAGGGAGCUCGUCAGGUGUCUGGCCGCGGCAUCGAAGUCUGGCGAAUCGGUCUCAGAGAAGCAUGUGUCGGACAAAGACGCGGAAGACGCGAGCCCGCAGCAGCACGAGGCUGGUGCUGUUGAUGUAGGCAGCUGGUCGAGCCGUGCUACUCUUGACAUUAUCGGGCUCAGUGGCAUGGGGCAGGAUUUCAAUUCGCUCCAGGACCCCGACAAUAAGUUGAACCGAACGUAUCGCGAUAUCUUCAACCCUGGCAGGACUGGACGCAUUCUGCAACUACUGGGCAUCUUUUUGCCGUUCUGGCUCGUGAGCAGGCUCCCGAUCAAGCGAAACCACGAGCUCAACGAGGCUAAUGCCUACAUCAAACAAGUUUGCCGUGAUCUGAUAUCGAAGAAGCACCAAGCUCUAGAUUCAGAGAAGGGCAGAGCAGAAGUCGACAUUCUUUCUGUAGCACUCGAGUCAGGCGGUUUCAAAGAUGAAGAGCUCGUGAACCAAAUGAUGACGUUUCUGGUCGCCGGACACGAAACCACCGCUACAGCUAUGAUCUGGGCAAUGCUCAUGCUGUGCAAACAUCCCGACGUUCAACAAAAGCUUCGUGACAAGAUACGAACCAGUAUUCCGACACUAAACGACGAAAUCACAGCCAGUCAGAUCGACGAUUGUCACUACUUGCAAGCAGUGUGCUCAGAAGUCCUGCGGCUAUGGGCGCCAGUAUCGAUGACAAUGCGAGUUGCCGACCGCGACACAGUUAUUGCUGGCGAGGCAAUUCCCAGAGGCAUGACUGUCAUCCUGUGUCCGUGGGCCAUCAACACCUCAAAGCAUCUUUGGGGUGAAGAUGCCAUGGAGUUCAAGCCAGAGCGUUGGCUGAAUGCUGAUGGCAAAGCCAAUGCUAAAGGAAGUGCCGAGUCAAACUACGCGUUCUUGACUUUCCUACACGGUCCUCGCAGCUGCAUCGGGCAGAAAUUUGCACAAGCUGAGUUUGCGUGCAUUCUGGCUGCUUGGAUCGGGAGGUAUGAGACCACCUUUGAGGUAGGUAGCCCUCUUGCAACGGGUGAGCCUGAAAUCAAGGGCGGUGUGACGAGCAAGCCUAAGGGCGGCCUGUGGUGUAAGCUGAAGGAGGUACCAGGCUGGUAA
Molecule: messenger RNA, 1677 nt
Organism: Fulvia fulva
Lineage: Eukaryota; Fungi; Ascomycota; Dothideomycetes; Mycosphaerellales; Mycosphaerellaceae
Product: Cytochrome P450 monooxygenase ALT8
Exons: 2
Coding region: 1-1677 (558 amino acids)
Molecular function (GO): monooxygenase activity; iron ion binding; oxidoreductase activity, acting on paired donors, with incorporation or reduction of molecular oxygen
Source: RefSeq, a predicted model, not a curated record